AUGGGUGCCCAGGGGAACUGGUGGGCGUUCUGGGCUGGAGUCAGCCUCUUGCUGGUCCCCGUGCCCACCACAGAGGCAUCCUGCGGCGGGGCCACCUGUGGCCCCCAGCAGCGCUGUCAGGUGGAGGCUGGGAAACCAGUGUGCUUGGCAGCCUCGACAGCCACGUGCUGGGCCCAGGGGGACCCACACUACACCACCUUUGAUGGGCGUCGCUAUGAUUUCAUGGGCACGUGCUCCUAUACCAUAUCCGAGUACUGCGGCUUUGAUGACACCCUGCCUGCCUUCAGCGUGGAGGCCAAGAAUGAGCAUCGCAACAGCAAGAAGGUGUCCUAUGUGGGCUCCGUCACCGUCAGUGCCUACAGCCAGGUCGUCACUUUGGCUCGAGGGGAGCACGGCUUUGUCCGGAUCAAUAACCAGAAGUCUCGGCUGCCAGUGUCCCUGCAUGAUGGACGGCUGAAGGUGUUCCAGAGUGGGAAUCAGGGAGUGAUAGAGAUGGACUUUGGGCUUCGAGUCACCUACAACUGGGAUAGCCAGCUUGGUGUGACCCUGCCGUCCCGCUUCCAAAAUGAGGUCUGUGGUCUCUGCGGGAACUACAACGGGGACCCCUCGGAUGACUUCCUCACCCCAGACGAGACUCAGGCCGCCAACGCUGUGGAGUUUGGCCAGAGCUGGAAGCUUGAUGACGGUGACCAGUUCUGCUCCAAUGACUGUCUGGGGGGCUGUCCUUCCUGCACCCCUGGCCAGACCCAGCACUAUGAAGGUGGCAGGGUCUGUGGCAUGCUGAGCCUGGCAGGAGGCCCCUUUGCCCACUGUCACGACAUCCUGGACCCCCAGGCCUUCGUGAAAGACUGUGUUUAUGACCUGUGUGCCACUAAUGGUGACCGGCCCAGCCUAUGCCGUGCCCUGAAUUCCUAUGCCACAGCCUGUAGGGAGCUGGGGGUCUCCAUUGGGGACUGGAGGACACCCGCUGGCUGCCCAAUGACCUGCCCCGCCAACAGCCUCUAUUCCCCCUGUGCCAGUGCCUGUCCUGCCUCCUGUUUCGAAUCUUCAGCCCCCUCGGACUGUGCUUCCCGGCCAUGUGUGGAGGGCUGUGUGUGCAAGAAGGGCUACGUCCUGAGCGGGGAUGCCUGCGUGCCCACCUCAGACUGCGGCUGCCAGUACCAGGGCCUCGUGCUGGCCCCCGGGGAGGAGAUCUGGGGAGACAAAGUGUGCAAGCAGCGCUGUGUGUGUGUGGGGAAGACCCAGCAGGUGCAAUGCAAAGACACAGGGGGCUGUCCUGCUGGGGAGUACUGCCGGGUCCAGAACGGGCUCCAGGGAUGUUACCCCAACCGCUUUGGGACGUGCCAGGCCUCUGGGGAUCCCCACUACAUCAGCUUUGAUGGGCAUCGCUUUGACUUCAUGGGCACCUGUGUCUACCUGCUGGUGGGGUCUUGUGGCCAGAACGCGGCCUUGCCUGCCUUCCGGGUCCUGGUGGAGAAUGAGCACCGGGGCAGCCAGGUGGUGUCCUACACCAGGGCUGUGCGUGUCCAAGUCCAUGGAGUGGAGAUUGCUGUCCGCAGGGAGCAUCCCGGCAAGAUUCUGGUGGAUGGGGCGUUGCGGUAUCUGCCCUACCAAGCGGCCGGGGGCCAAGUUCAGGUUUACCAGAGCGGGUAUGACGCCGUGAUCCGCACUGACUUUGGCCUGACGAUCACUUACGAUUGGAAUGCCCUGGUCAAAGCCAAAGUGCCAAUCAGCUAUGCCAAUGCCCUGUGUGGCCUCUGUGGGAACUUCAAUGAGGACCCUAAGGACGACUUCACCCUCCGGAAUGGGACCAUCACUGCCAGCGCCUUGGCCUUUGGGCAGAACUGGCAGGAGGAGGCUCUGCCAGGGUGUGGGGCUGUUACUCCGGGAGAAUGCCCACAGCUGGAUGCCCUGCUGGCCCAGCAGUUACAGAGCAAGAAAGAGUGCGGACUCCUGAAGGACCCAGCGGGACCCUUCCGGGACUGCCAGGCCAAGGUGGAUCCUGAGGGCUACUUCCGUGACUGUGUAUAUGACAGAUGCCUGCUGCCUGGCCAGCCCAGCGUGGGCUGCGACAACCUAGCCGCCUACGUAGCUGCCUGUCAUGCUGCUGGGGCCACCGUCCACUCCUGGAGGAGUGACCAAUUCUGCCCCCUGACCUGCCCCACACACAGCCACUAUGAGGAGUGCUCCCGGGGCUGCCCCGUGUCCUGUAACGACGUCUCCGUCCCUGGAGGCUGUGGCUCCGAGUGCCGAGAGGCUUGCGUGUGUGACGAUGGGUUCGCUCUCAGCGGGCAGCACUGCGUCCCCCUGGCCCAGUGCGGCUGUAUGUUUCAGGGUGCCUACUAUAGCCUGGGCGAGUCCUUCUACCCCGGCCCCGGCUGCGACUCCUUCUGCAAAUGCGGAGAGGGGGGCGUCGUCAGCUGCUCGCCCUCCGCCUGUGGGCCCCACGAAGCCUGCCAGCUGGUCAACGGCGCCCUGGGCUGCGUGGUCGUGGGCUCGGCCACCUGCUCGGCGGCCGGGGACCCCCACUACACCACCUUCGACGGGAGGAAGUUCGACUACAUGGGUACCUGUGUCUACACUCUGGUCCGCACCUGUGGCUCCCAGCCUGGCCUGCAGGACUUUGAGGUCCUGGUGGAGAACGUGGCCUGGGGCAACGGGGCGGUCAGUGUCACGCGGAUGGUGACGGUCCACGUGGCCGGGGCCACCUUGGUGCUCGAGCAAAACAAGUGGAAAGUCAAGGUAAAUGGCGUGGCCAUGAACUUCCCCGUGGUCCUGGAGGGCGGCCGAGCCUUCCAGCACGGGGCAGAGGCCGUGAUCGAAAGCGACUUCGGUCUGCGCGUGACCUACGACCUGGUCUACCACGUCCGGGUCACCGUCCCCGGCAAUUACCACAGCAAGCUCUGCGGCCUGUGUGGGAACUACAACGGGAAGCCCGAGGACGACUUCCAGAAACCCGACGGCCAGCUGGCCGGUAACGCCGCGGCCUUCGGAGACUCCUGGGAGGCGGCCGUUCCCGGCUCGCCCUGCGUCCCCGUCUGCAACCCCAGCUGCCCUGACGAGCCCCAGUGCAAGCCCGAGCAGGCCGAAGCCUAUGAGCAGGGCCACUACUGCGGCUUCAUCACCAGCGCCCAGGGGCCCCUGGCGGCCUGCCAUGCCCUGGUCAGCCCCGCUGGCUACUUCCAGGACUGCGUCUUUGACCUCUGCCUGGGCGGGGGCAGUCAGGACAUCCUAUGUAACAGCAUUCAUGCCUACGUGUCGGCCUGUCAAGCCGCUGGCGGCACCGUCCGGCCUUGGAGGGAUGACAAAUUCUGUCCCUUUAAGUGUCCCCCCAACAGUCACUACGAGCUGUGCGCAGACACGUGUUCCCUGGGCUGCGCGGCUCUGAGCGCACCCCCCAACUGCCCCGGCACGUGCUCAGAGGGCUGCCAGUGCGACGUGGGCUUCGUCUCGGAUGGCCAGACUUGCAUUCCUAUCCAGGACUGCGGCUGCUACGUGGAUGGCAGAUACUACGAGCCCAACCAGCCUGUGUUGCUCCACAACUGCACUCAGCAAUGCACAUGCCACCCCGGGCAAGGACUGCUGUGCAAGGACCACUCGUGUGGCGCUGGCCAGGUGUGCGAGCCCUCCGAAGGGCUCCUGAGCUGUGUGACCAAAGAUCCAUGCCAGGGAGUGACCUGCCUGGAAAAAGAGACAUGCCAAGUGCAAAAUGGCCAGGCUGUCUGUGUCCCUAACUACCAGGGCACUUGCUGGCUGUGGGGUGACCCCCACUACCACUCCUUUGAUGGCCGGGACUUUGACUUCCAGGGCACCUGCUCCUAUGUCCUGGCAGCCCUGUGUGGGGGUCCCUCCAGCCUCCCCGCCUUUACUGUCACCACCAAGAACGAGAACAGGGGCAGCCCUUCUGUCUCCUAUGUGCGGCUGGUCACCGUCUCUGUCCAUGGUACCAACAUCUCUAUCCACAAAGGCGAGAUUGGCCGAGUGCGGGUGAAUGGUGUGUUGACCACUCUGCCAGUGAGCACAGCUGGAGGGCGCCUCCUUGUGACCCAAGGCCCAGGCCAGGCGGUGCUGGAUACCAACUUUGGCCUUCGAGUCACUUACGACUGGAAUUGGAGAGUGGAGGUGACCCUGCCUAGCAGCUACCAUGGAGCCGUAUGUGGACUCUGUGGAAACUUCGACGGCAACCCUGCCAACGACAUGGCCUUUCCCAAUGGAACCCAGGCGUCCUCCAUCCCCAGCUGGGGCGGCAGCUGGCGGGUUCCCGAGUGGGACCCUUUCUGCUGGGAUGAGUGCCAUGGGAACUGCCCAACCUGCGAUGAGGACAAAAAGGAGCACUACGGGGGCCCCGAAUUCUGUGGGCCCUUGGCCCCCGCCACUGGAGGUCCCUUCUCUGCCUGCCAUGCCCACAUCAAACCUGACAACUUCUUUACUGGCUGUGUCCUGGAUGUCUGCCUUGGGGGAGGCUCUCAGGACAUCCUCUGCCAAGCCCUGGCCUCUUAUGCAGCCGCCUGCCAGGCCGCUGGCAUCACCAUUGGGGACUGGAGGACCCAAGCUAAAUGCCCAUACCCCUGUGGGGCAAACAGCCACUAUGAGCUGUGUGGUCCAGCUUGUCCACCCAGCUGCCCUGGUCCAAAUCCUGCUCCACCAUGCUCUGGAAACUGCUCGGAGGGGUGCCAGUGCGAUGAAGGCUUCAUCCUGAGUGGCAGUGUCUGUGUGGCCCGUGAGGGUGGCUGCGGGUGCUGGGCAAAUGGUACCUACCAUGAACCUGGCACUGAGUUCUGGGCUGAUGCCAGUUGCACAUCCCUAUGCCGUUGUGACCCUGGGCAAGGCCAACUGCUGUGCUCCCCAGCGAGCUGUGGGCCAGGCCUGGAAUGUGCCCUCCUGGACAAUGGCGUCCGUGGCUGCCGCCCCCUCAGCAGCGCCGUGUGCCAGGCUUCUGGUGAUCCCCAUUAUGUGAGCCUGGAUGGAAGGUUCUUUGACUUCCAGGGCUCUUGUGAAUAUCUCCUCAGUGGCACCUGUGCUGACCCCAAGCCUGGCAUGGAGGCCUUCUCUGUCACUGUGGCCAAUGCCCACCGUGGGAACCAAGCAGUGACAUACACCCGAGACGUCACGCUGCACAUCUAUGGCCACAGCCUGGCCCUCAGCAGCUCCUUCCCCCGCAAGCUGAAGGUGGAUGAUAAGCUGGUGGCCCUGCCUUUCCGGCUGGACACGCGCCUCCAGGCAUACCUCAGCGGCUCAGACGUAGUGCUGGAAACGGCCUUCGGCCUGACUCUGACCUUCGACGGCAAUAGCUUGGCCCGCCUGCGGGUCCCCUCUCCGUAUGCAGGCACUUUGUGCGGGCUCUGUGGGGACUAUGACGGGGAUCCUGCCAACGACCUCACGCCCAAGGGUGGCCAGCCAGGCAAUGACCCCGUGGCCUUUGGCCACAGCUGGAAAGUAGGAGGCAGUCCGGGCUGCGGCGUCUGUUCCCCCAGUGACUGCCCAGACACCUGUAGCGAAAAGGAUCAGGCUCAGUUCGGGGGCCCCGAGGCGUGUGGGGUGAUCUCAGCUGCUCCGGGACCGCUCGCCUCUUGCCAUGGCCUUGUGGAUCCCACUCCCUUCUUCAAGAACUGCUUGCUGGACGCCUGCCAGGCCCAGGGCCAUCCCAGCGGCCUCUGCCCAGCUCUGGCCGCAUAUGUGGCUGCCUGCCAAGCUGCUGGUGCCCAGCUGGACGAAUGGAGACGCCCAGACUUCUGCCCCUUUUCCUGCCCGGCCAACAGCCACUAUGAGCUCUGCGGGGACUCGUGCCCCCGGAGCUGCCCCGACCUCUCGGCUCCCCAAGGCUGUGUCUCCACGUGCCGCGAGGGCUGUGUGUGCGACGCGGGCUUCGUGCUCAGCGGGGACACCUGCGUCCCCGUGGGCCAGUGCGGCUGCCUCCACGACGGUCACUAUUACCCCCUGGGGGAGACCUUCUUCCCCGGGGCCGACUGUGAGCAUCGCUGCGAGUGCGGCCCCGGCGGAGUGGUCACCUGCCGCCAGGGCUCUCCCUGCGGGCCCUACGAGGAGUGCCGCCUGGAAGCUGGGGUCCAGGCCUGCCACCCCACGGGCUGUGGCCGCUGCCUCGUGUCCAGCAGCGUUCACUACGUGACCUUCGAUGGCAGAGUCUUUGACUUCCACGGCUCCUGCUCCUACGUGCUCAGCCGGGUGUGCCAGCCGCUGCCCGGCUAUGAGGACUUUGCCAUCGUCCUGGAGAAAGAUGCCAACGGAGACCUGGAGCGCCUGCUGGUGACCGUGGGCGACCAGACCGUGGGCCUGGGCCACGGCCUGAAGAUCACCGUGAAUGGGGAGCUGGUGGCCCUGCCUGUGACUGCUGGGUCUGUGAGGCUGACCCCAGAGGGCCGGAACGUGAUCCUGCAGACGACCCAGGGGCUGCGCAUCCUCUUUGACGGCGAUGCCCACGUGCUGCUGUCGGUGCCCAGUCCCUACCACAAUCACCUCUGCGGCCUCUGUGGCAACUAUAAUGGCAAUUGGAAUGAUGACUUCCACCUGCCGGACGGCACGGUGACCUCAAAUGUGGACACCUUCGGGGCAGCCUGGCGCGUGCCAGGCUACCCCGGGGACCGUCCCUGCGGGGAAGGGGAGGGGGCGGGUUGCUGCCCGGUGUGCUCCGCGGAGCAGACGGCCCCCUAUGAGAGUGCCGAGGCCUGUGGGCGGCUCCGAGACCCCCAGGGCCCCUUUGCUCCCUGCCAUGCAGUGCUGAGCCCCUCUGAGUAUUUCCGCCAGUGUGUAUAUGAUUUGUGUGCCAACCGAGGUAAUUCCAGCUCCUUGUGCCGCAGCCUGGGCACCUAUACAGCGGACUGCCAGGCUGCCGGGGUCACUCUGAAGCCUUGGAGGAACAGCCGCUUCUGUCCACUCAGCUGCCCAGCUCACAGCCACUAUUCAGUCUGCGUGCAUGGCUGUGAGGCCUCCUGCUCUGGGCUCUCUGGCCUCGGGUUCUGCACCACCCGCUGCUUUGAGGGCUGUGCUUGUGACCAAGGAUUCCUGCUGUCCCAAGGAGUCUGUGUUCCUAUCCAAAACUGUGGCUGCGUCCUCCAGGGAAGCUACCUCCCGGGCAACUCAUCCUUGGUGUCUUCGGACUGCUCUCAACGGUGCACCUGUGCCAUUGGGGGCAAACUGAACUGUGAGGCCAUGAGCUGCCCCGCAGACACUGUGUGCCAAGUCCAGGGAGGAUCCAGGGGCUGCAAGGGCCCAGUUGGCGUCUGCUCUCUCUCCACUAACCUCAACACCUUUGAUGGGCUGAAGACCCAAGCUGGCUCUUCUGGCAUCUUUGAGCUCUCAACCCUCUGCUCCAAGAACCCCACAAAUGAUUUCUGGUUCCGUGUGUUGGCCGACUUCCAGCUUUGCCUCAAUGGCUCCAAGCCUGUGAGCCAGGCCCAUAUCUUCUUCCAGGAUGGUCUGGUUACUCUGACAUCAACUAGUGGAGUUUGGGUGAAUGGACAACAGGUGACCCUCCCAACUAAGGUGCUUACAUCUGUGUCUGUGCACAAGUCUGCUGAUGGAUCCUUCCAAGUGCGUCAGGAUGGAGGAAUACAUGUACAGCUCAGCCCAACUGGGGAGCUGAGCAUAACAGUUGAUGAGGCCCAUGCUGGGAAGUUGUGUGGUGCCUGUGGAAACUUUGAUGGGGACCAGACCAAUGACAUGGACCCCUCAGGGAAGGCAGCCCUAGAUGGCUGGAGAGCUAAGGACUUCUCCCCAUGUUUUGCCUGAUUCAUGGACCUCCCUGCAUCAUUGUGAAGCACAUCAGCAUCCAUGGAGUAUCAAUACACGAUGGUUAUUGUGCCUGGAGACUGAGGGAAGAAGUUGGGACAACAGACCCCCUUCUCCCAGUUAGUCAAUAAGACCAUUUCUGAGAAAUGUUAAUAAAACUCUAAAUACGAUUUGGA
Messenger RNA from Monodelphis domestica (gray short-tailed opossum), 7922 nucleotides. RefSeq names its product Fc gamma binding protein (gene FCGBP). Gene Ontology annotation, molecular function: protein binding. The record is from RefSeq and is a predicted model, not a curated record. NCBI's taxonomy places the organism in Eukaryota, Metazoa, Chordata, Mammalia, Didelphimorphia, Didelphidae. Gene Ontology annotation, cellular component: extracellular matrix.